CCUCUCCAGCUCUCCUGGAGCCCCUUUAGGCCCUGGAAUGUGCUGGAAGCUCUCCAUCCUCAUUCAGAUUUGCUUCCCAGAGAUUUCUGGGGAAGCACCAGAGAUUUUUGGGAAGUGCCUGUUGCUCCACGCUGCCGGAGACAUCAGCAAAGCAACGAGGACCUCAAAUUCCAUCGGGAAUUCCAUCCCAGCUCCUCCAGGAUAACCCAACCCAUGCCGUGCUCACCUUCUCCCCACAGUUUUCCUGACUGAAUCCCUGACUUUUUCCCCCCUCUUUCCCAGCUUUCUGGGCCGACCGCACGCCGGUGCACGAGGCCGCCCGGCGCGGGGAGAUCCGGCAGCUGCGGCAGCUGAUCGAGAGCGGCGCCUGCGUCAACGCCCUCACCUACGACUCCAUCACACCCCUGCACGAGGCCAGCCUCAGGGGACAGGCCCAGUGCGUCAAAAUGCUCCUGGAUGCGGGGGCCCAGGUGGAUGCUCGGAACAUUGACGGCAGCACUCCUCUGUGUGAUGCCUGUGCCUCGGGCAGCGUGGAGUGCGUGCGGCUGUUGCUGGCGCACGGCGCCAAGGUGAACCCUCCGCUCUACACGGCGUCACCGCUGCACGAGGCCUGCAUGAACGGGAGCUCGGAGUGCGUGCAGCUCCUCAUCGACGUGGGCGCCAACCUGGAGGCUCACGACUGCCACUUCGGGACUCCGCUGCACGUGGCCUGCGCGCGCCAGCACCUGCGCUGCGCCAAGCUGCUGCUGCAGGCGGGUACGUACGGCAUUCCCGGUGUUCCCGGUGACCUUCCCGGUGUUCCUGGCAUUCCUGGUGUUCCCAGCAUUCCUGGUGACCUUCCCGGUGUUCCCGGCAUUCCUGGUGUUCUUGGUGCCCUUCCCAAUGUUCCUGGCAUUCCUGGCAUUCCCAAUGACCUUCUCAGUGUUCCUGGUGUUCCUGCCAUUCCCGGUGUUCCCAGUGACCUUCCUGGUGUUCCCAGCAUCCCUCUGCCAUUCCCAACCUUCCCAGUGUUCCCGGUGCCCUUCCUGGUGUUCCCGGUGUUCCUGCCAUUCCUNCAAUAUCACUAA
Parus major (Great Tit) is the source of this 1067-nucleotide messenger RNA. It is a transcript of the gene ASB13, whose product is annotated as ankyrin repeat and SOCS box containing 13. The record is from RefSeq and is a predicted model, not a curated record. Bases 447 to 1067 code for a protein of 206 amino acids. The transcript has 3 exons. Gene Ontology annotation, molecular function: protein binding. NCBI's taxonomy places the organism in Eukaryota, Metazoa, Chordata, Aves, Passeriformes, Paridae.